UGUGAUGUUGGCUGAACUACUUAUCCUUUAAAUGUCAUUUUUAUCAUGAAACAUGCACUGUAUUUGAAAAUAGAAAAUUUCAGUUCUCGUCCAUUUAAUACGUUUAAUUAAAUAAAAUUUUCCUCAUGUUCUAUAUCUUUAAACGUUUACAUUUUAUACAGAUAUCAUACUCAAUUGCUAGAUACUCACAAAAUUCUCAUUCGAAACUUCUCAGUCUACUAAAAGAUAUGCCAAAAGAUCCGACCCAUAUUCUAACAGUACAGAAACAGCGCAAAAAAAUUAAAGAAAAGUUGUCCAGAUAUGUUCCAGGUAAAGUUACUUUACAGGUUCUUGGUACCGGUGCAAGAGGUGCUCCUAGAGCUUUAUAUGUAUUCUCAGACCAAAGUAGAUACCUUUUUAAUUGUGGAGAAGGCACUCAAAGACUAGCACAUGAACAUAAAAUGAAGCUGGCAAAACUAGAACACAUCUUUAUUACUCAACCAGUUUGGCAAAAUAUAGGAGGUUUACCUGGCUUAGCUUUAACAAUACAAGAUGUUGGAGUACCUGAUAUAACCCUACAUGGGCCUCCUGGAUUGGAUGAAAUAUUUUAUGCUACAAAAAGAUUUGUAGUGUUAAGAGAUUUGAAAAUUCACAUGGCUGAAUGUACAGAAGAAAAUAUUUUUGAGGAUAAUGUAAUGAUGGUAAAAUAUGUGCCUCUUACAAGGAAUGCUGAGGAUUUGGAUAAUCAUUUACUUGAAUCUUCUGAAGAAGAACCUGAAGUAGUAUUGAAAAAUACAGGAAUUGAAGCAGUGGUAGAUCAGAUGGAUGCCUCUACUUCUACAAGAAGGGAACGUAGUCGGGGGAAAAGGAGGCAUUCUAAAAGCUCGAGAAAUAAUUCAAGGUCAAAUUCUCUCGAUACUUUUGAAGACAAUAUAGAUUAUUAUGCUCAUGAACGUAAGAAAAACCGAAAACCUAAAAAUUGUUCCAGAAACCAUUCCCGAUCCCGUUCUUUGAGCAGUGAUAGUGGCUUACGUGUACCUCCAAUUCAAAACUCACUGCAUUCUAGAGAAGUACUUGAGAAAACGAAAGAAAUGGGGGUUUCCAUGGCAUAUGUUUGUAAAUUGCAACCCAGACCAGGGGCACUAAAUCUCGACAAAUGUGUACAAAUGGGGAUCACACCAGGUCCUAUUUUGGGUAAAUUAAAAGCCGGAGAAGAUGUAGUCUUAUCUAAUGGUAAUAUUGUAAGAUCCCAAGAUGUUUGUGAACCGGAUGAUCCAGGAUUAAUUUUUAUUGUGGUUGAUUGCUCUACUAUUGAUUAUUUAGAAUCUUUAAAUAAUAAUGAAACUAUAAAAAAACAUCAAAAAUAUUCGGAUGAUGAAAACGAAAUAGCAAAUUUGAUAGUUCAUUUUAGUCCAAAAGAAGUUGUUGAAGAUUCCAGGUAUCAGGAAUGGAUGGAUAAUUUUCCAGCAAGUACUACACAUUUAAUGUUAAAUGAAUGUAAUGAUUGUAUGGGCAGUGAAGCUGUACAUAGAAUUCAAUAUAAGUUAAAUUUAUUAUCUGAUAAUAUUUUUCCACUAUUAGGUGACAAAGGUACUACAGUUUUAAAGAAAAGUAAUGAGAGUGGAAGUGAUUGUAAAAAGCAAAAAAUAGGUGAUGUGCUGGAAGAUUUACAAAAUAAUUUGAACACAACAAAAUUGUCAGAAAACACAAAACCAAUUACUCCCUUGUUUAUUUGUCCAGACACCUUUUGUGCUUAUCAUCUGAGACCUAAGAAAGGUUUAGAUAAGACCAUGGAAUUGAAACUUGAUCCCGUGGAAUAUAUAGAUGAAACAUUUAAUGUGGCAGACUUCAAAAACACCCUAAGCAUAUUAAAACAAACUUUAAAGUCGAAGAAAAUAACUAACGAAGAAUUUCCGAAAAUGUUGUUUCUUGGAACAGGAUCUUGUAUACCGAAUAAAACAAGAAACACUAGUGGUAUUCUAUUAUCUUUGAAUGAAGAUCAAAACAUUCUCUUAGAUUGUGGUGAAGGAACAUAUGGUCAAAUUAUUCGAUUCUUCGGACCAGAAGCAGCUUUAAAAGUCUUAGCCAAUAUAGAUGCUAUAUAUAUCUCACAUUUACAUGCUGAUCAUCACAUAGGACUGAUUGGUGUUCUUCAAGGAAGAAAACAAGCUAUAGAAGAACUGAAAUUAGAAAAAGAUCCAUGUUUUUUGUUUGCACCCAAGCAGAUUAUGGCCUGGCUCUAUUUUUAUGAUAAAUAUUUUGAGAAUAUCAGAUCAGAGUUUGAACUCAUAGCUAAUGGAGACUUGGAUUUAAACAAUCCACUUUAUAAAGAACAAAGUAGAAUCUUAAGAAGAUUGAAUUUACAAGAUAUAAAAACAUGUCUUGUUCGACAUUGUCCCAAUGCUUUUGGUGUAUCUGUGACAAGUAAAAAUGGUGUAAAAUUGACAUAUUCUGGAGAUACAAUGCCGUCUGAGAAUCUUGUCAAAUUGGGAGAAGAUAGUGAUAUUUUAAUUCAUGAGGCAACUAUGGAAGAUGAAUUAGCACAGGAAGCGAUUAUAAAAAUGCAUUCAACUACAUCGCAAGCAAUAGAAAUAGGUAAUAGAAUGAAUGCCAAAAACAUCAUUCUUACACAUUUCAGUCAAAGAUACGCUAAAUUACCUAGGUUCAACGAUAAGUUUGGCGAUAAUGUUGGUAUAGCUUUUGACAAUAUGAAGGUCUCAUUAUCAGAUUUAUCUCUUUUACCAGAAUUAAUCCCAGCCUUAAAGUUAAUGUUUGCAGAACAUUGUGAAGAACUGGAAACUAAAGCUGUGAAAAGACAAAUGCGGAUAGAAAGAGAAAAGCAAACAAAUGAUAGUUUAAAACGAAAAGAAAUUGAGACAUAACCAAAAUUAUUUCAUAUUAAAAAUCAUUGUAAAUAAAUUUUUGCAUUAAAUGGACUAUUUUUGAAA
This is a messenger RNA of Diorhabda carinulata, 2927 nucleotides long. Its product is annotated as ribonuclease Z, mitochondrial. Gene Ontology annotation, biological process: mitochondrial tRNA 3'-end processing. Bases 126 to 2861 code for a protein of 911 amino acids. Gene Ontology annotation, molecular function: 3'-tRNA processing endoribonuclease activity. The transcript has 13 exons. The record is from RefSeq and is a predicted model, not a curated record. Lineage: Eukaryota; Metazoa; Arthropoda; Insecta; Coleoptera; Chrysomelidae. Gene Ontology annotation, cellular component: mitochondrion.